AUGAAGGUCUUGGCUAUCACAGUGCUAGCCCUGGCUGCUGGCGAAGUACCCAACCUUCGAGGAACCCCCUCUGAGGCAUCUGAGAAGCCUGAUGACCAUGCUGUGGAAGAGCCUUCCAUGGUUGCCUUGGAGAGUGUGGGUGUUGCAGGCGCCACUUGUGAGAAGUGGGUGACCUGCAAGGAUGGUUUCUUCGGCAACAUCCGUUGCAGUGGUUCUCGCUACUGUGAAGUUUGGGGUCCCGCACCAGUGCCACAUGGCGCAACCUGCAAGAAGUGGGUGAUGGUUUCUUCGGCAACAUCCGUUGCAGCGGUUCUCGCUACUGUGAAGUUUGGGGUCCCGCACCAGUGCCACAUGGCGCAACCUGCAAGAAGUGGGUGA
Effrenium voratum is the source of this 378-nucleotide messenger RNA. Lineage: Eukaryota; Dinophyceae; Suessiales; Symbiodiniaceae. The record is from the annotation of a GenBank genome assembly.